Xenia sp. Carnegie-2017 is the source of this 1923-nucleotide messenger RNA. RefSeq lists its product as uncharacterized. The record is from RefSeq and is a predicted model, not a curated record. NCBI's taxonomy places the organism in Eukaryota, Metazoa, Cnidaria, Anthozoa, Malacalcyonacea, Xeniidae. The transcript is spliced from 8 exons. The coding region runs from base 1 to 1923 and encodes 640 amino acids.
AUGACACAAAAGCGAAAAAAUGCUCUCUUUUUCUGCAAAGUCAUUCGGUUCUCGCGUUUGGAAAUUCUUCUUCACAUGAUCUUUGUGAUGGAAUCAAACGGAUGGCAGGUCAAAACAAAAUGUUGUGACCUGGUUUACUAUACAGAAUGCUUAGAACCGCUGGCAUCGUUGAAUAUAAACAUAACGAAGCAAGUUCGGGUCCGUUCAAUCAUCGAGUGCGGACAACUUUGUGCAUCCCAUGACUUUUGCGAGGCUUUCCUACAUAGCAUUAACAAAGAAGACGGAAACUGUCGACUGCUGAAUGGAAUACCCGAGAGAGAAAUAGGAUUGAUUGAAAAUGUGGUCGAAGGGAAGUGGAGACUGUUUAUUUCCAUGAAGGCAAAAUGUGAAAUGGAUAAAACGUGUCAAGGUCAAGGUCAAUGCAUGACGGAUUGCAAUCAGCCAGAUGUUGUCAAAUGUGAUUGCUAUGAAAACUAUUACGGCAAAAAUUGUGAGAAAUUUUACGACUACGAUCUGAACUUUCCCAACACCUCUGCAUACACACCGAUCGAUGUGGGACACAUAGACAAAAGCCUAAAUGAGUUUACCAUAACAGUCUGGGUGCAAUUUAUCGUUGGCUAUGAAAGUUAUCCACUGAUCUCGUACAAGACAAAAAAUUCGUCACAAAACAUCGCGAUGCAUUUCGACCUAGAUGGAAAUGGCGCAUCAACAAUAGCAAGCUUAACUGCUAAGGCAUUUAACAAAUCUGUGAGCAUGGUGACCAUACCCAUAAAUGACGACCAUUGGCAUUACGUUGGCUUUACAUGGUCAGGUGUAUCCGGAAGUAUAAUGCUGCUUAUCGAUGGUGUGUUGUGGGCAAAUCGAAAUGUCUCUAUGAGCAAUGAGAUACCAUCCGGGGGGAAGUUAACAAUAGGAGAAAGAAAAGAUGAAGGUGGAAUACAAUAUCUUGUCGGUAAGAUCAGUCGUAUGAACAUGUGGAGUAGAGCAUUAGAUGGAAAGGAGAUUGAAAUGAUGGCAAAAAGUCCUGGGAUGAAUGACGGUGAUUUGAUCACGUGGUAUAAACUAAAGUACAUUGUGUCGACUGAAAGGAUCAUUCGUCCUUCAAAAGCAUCAUUCUCAGGUAAUGAGAUAAAGUAUUAUAUAAGUGUGCCAUCUACAUUGGUUAGCUAUCCUGGACCACCACAGCCCAUAAAUUAUAUAUCUGCCUGUGUUUGGUAUUACGGAAGUGGGAGCGAGAACCACGAAAUCUUUUCAUACAACUCAUCAAAGGAAUUUAGGUUUCAGUUAAAGUCAGGAACACAACUGUUCACGAAAAUCAAUGGUGUUUCGAGUCAGAAGCAGGUUCCAAGUUCCUUCAGAUAUUGGCAUUUUCUCUGCUUAAAAUGGAAUGGCAAAAAAGCUUGGGUAAAGUAUUUCUUUGAUGGCUUUCAAGUCGAUACAUCUGUCAAUGAUUCCGCAUUGCAAAUAACCUUACCGGAAAAGAAAAAUUUCCUUGUUCCUCUUUCAAGUAACGGUAAAAGGUUUUCACAACUGAAUAUCUGGGAUCACGAGAUUUCGAGCAGCAACAUUCAAGUCAUGGUAUCAGGGGGGUUCAAUAUUCAUGGCAACGUGUUGGCUUGGAGCAAGCUUUUACCAUACGUCUCCCCUGGAGAUAUAAAAUUGCCUGUUACUAUUUAUCUACCAGGUUACACAGUUUUAAUGAAGCGGACAAAUUGGUGCAGAGAUAAUCUCUCUGGGACAUCCUGUCCUGGUGAAGAGGUUGCUAGAGUGGGUGGCAGGAUCUCAAGGGAAUCGAUAUUUUGGCGAUGUUAUUGCCCAAAAUGUUUGACCGCUUCAAAAAACACGUUCGAUUUUGACACAACUCACACAAGCAAAACUUGUUAUGUUUCUAACGUACAUAAUCAGCUCAUCCACAUCGACUGA